This is a messenger RNA of Dipodomys ordii (Ord's kangaroo rat), 1124 nucleotides long. RefSeq names its product dehydrogenase/reductase (SDR family) member 11 (gene Dhrs11). The transcript is spliced from 6 exons. The record is from RefSeq and is a predicted model, not a curated record. The coding region runs from base 1 to 561 and encodes 186 amino acids. Lineage: Eukaryota; Metazoa; Chordata; Mammalia; Rodentia; Heteromyidae.
AUGCUUAUCCUGGGAGGCAUCUUCAUUCGUGCCCAAGCCCUUAGACCUGGGCUUACAUGGUCCUGGGGGCCUGCUCCACCACCUGCUCAGUUGGGCCCAAGCUGGAGACAUCCCAUUGCCCCCCCUGGCCUGCAGGUGAACGUGCUAGCCCUCAGCAUCUGCACACGGGAAGCCUAUCAGUCCAUGAAGGAGCAGAACGUGGAUGAUGGGCACAUCAUUAACAUCAACAGCAUGUGUGGCCACCGAGUCCCAUUCCAGUCUGAGACCCAUUUCUAUUGUGCGACCAAGUAUGCUGUCACUGCGUUGACUGAGGGACUGAGGCAAGAGCUACUGGAGGCCCAAAGCCACAUCCGGGCCACGUGCAUCUCUCCAGGCUUGGUGGAAACACAGUUUGCCUUCAAACUCCACGACAAGGACCCUGAGAAAGCAGCUGCCACCUAUGAGUGCAUAAAGUGUCUCAGACCUGAGGAUGUGGCUGAUGCUGUCAUCUAUGUCCUCAGCAGUCCCCCACAUGUCCAGAUUGGAGACAUCCAGAUGAGGCCCACGGAGCAGGUGACCUAGUGUCGUGUGGGGAGCUCCUGCUACCCAUUCCUCCUGCCUAUGGAUUUUAGGUGUUGCUUUCUGGACCCUGGAUCCCACUUUCUUUUACUACUCCCACCAAGGGCUAGAAACUUUGUUUUGUCAAAUUAUGUUCAUUGUAGAUGUGAAGACAUAGGCCAGAGAGAGGAGGCAGUCCCUGAUGGUUAACAAGUCACCUGUUGUUCUAGAUCCCCCCCUAGGACUCCUUUGUCUUUGUCUGCUCUCCUCAUUCUCUUUCCUUUGUCCUAGGAAAGGGGAUGUGGCCAAAAAGAGGGCCUUCCCCACCUAGCACUCCAAUCUCUGUUUCUCAGGGAUGGGGUGGCAGAGACCAGCCAUCUCCCCUGUGGCUUUGUAUCUGUAUGGUUAUACAGGACUCCAGGCUUCCUUCUCUUCCUGACCAGCUGCCCUUUCUCUUCCCCUUUCCCACCUCUCCAGCCCAGUCUUGGCUUCUUGCUCCCGGGGGGGUCAUCACUCCACUUUGACUAUGGCUACAGAAUACCAGGGUCUGGAUCCCAGUAGUUUUUACUGUGAUAAUUAAAAAAGAA